AUGUACAACAUGGUCAAUACGGUCAACAUGGUCAACACGGUCAACACGGUCAACAUUGUCAACACGGUCAGCAUGGUCAAAAUGGUCAACAUGGUUAACAUGGUCAACAUGGUCAACAUGGUUAACAUGGUCAACAUGGCCAAAAUGGUCAACAUGGUAAACACGGUCAUCAAAGUCAUCAUGGUCAACAUGGUCAACAUGGUCAAAAUGGUCGACAUGGUCAACACUGUCGACAUGGUCAACACUGUCAUCAAAGUCAUCAUGGUCAACAUGGUCAACAUGUAUAUUACUAUCAACAUGUACAACAUGGUCAAUACGGUCAACAUGGUCAACACGGUCAACACGGUCAACAUUGUCAACACGGUCAGCAUGGUCAAAAUGGUCAACAUGGUUAACAUGGUCAACAUGGUCAACAUGGUUAACAUGGUCAACAUGGCCAAAAUGGUCAACAUGGUAAACACGGUCAUCAAAGUCAUCAUGGUCAACAUGGUCAACAUGGUCAACAUGGUCAAAAUGGUCGACAUGGUCAACACUGUCGACAUGGUCAACACUGUCAUCAAAGUCAUCAUGGUCAACAUGGUCAACAUGUACCCACCAGUAAACAGUGUGACACUUCCUGACGAAGAAGACUGUUGUACUAAUUCCUAUGGCACUUAA
Mizuhopecten yessoensis (Yesso scallop) is the source of this 657-nucleotide messenger RNA. RefSeq lists its product as uncharacterized. The record is from RefSeq and is a predicted model, not a curated record. Bases 1 to 657 code for a protein of 218 amino acids. The transcript is spliced from 3 exons. Lineage: Eukaryota; Metazoa; Mollusca; Bivalvia; Pectinida; Pectinidae.